Messenger RNA from Lodderomyces pseudojiufengensis, 804 nucleotides. RefSeq lists its product as uncharacterized. The transcript has a single exon. The record is from RefSeq and is a predicted model, not a curated record. The coding region runs from base 1 to 804 and encodes 267 amino acids. Lineage: Eukaryota; Fungi; Ascomycota; Pichiomycetes; Serinales; Debaryomycetaceae.
AUGUCACUCCAAUCUUUUGAUCAAUCGAUAGCAAUUAACAUAAAGGUUGUUUCAUUGAUAGAUCAAGUGAUAAAAGGAUCGAUAUAUACGUAUUCAUCAUCCAAUGAAAUUUUGGUUUUGAAGACGAGUACUGAUAGUAAAGAUCAACUGCAUGAGAAAAAUAGUAAUAUAUCACAAACUUAUAGAAUUAUAAAUACUUCAUUUAUCAAAAGUAUACAAGUUCUACCACCAUUUCCAAGUAAAAGCGGUAAUAACAAACGAAAUAAUAGUAGUAUUCAACAAAACAAAAAUCAAGAUAUAGAAAAAGUUAAUAUACAACCUAUAAACAUAGAUGAUUUAAAGCACUUUUUAAAAGAAGAAAUUAGAAAUUAUGAACCUACACCAAUCAACUUAGAGAGCACAACACCACUGCAAGUAACGAAAUCAUUCAAAAAAGUACCAGCGUUGCCACACAAACAACCACGACUUAAUGAUGAUGGAAAAACCAAUGACAUAGCAACUAAUAAUCAACAUGAAACAAUCAAGUCUAAUUCAAAUCCUACGGACGGUACACUAAAUCAAAAUAAAUCAAUAGCAUUAAAACUAUAUCAUAAAUUAUCCGAAAAAUUGGGUGUUAAAAAUGUCAAAAUUAAUUCAAAACAAAAUGAAAUCAUUGUUUAUAAAGAUAUUAAGAUAACAAAACCUUUUACGAAUACUUCCAAAAAUAUUAUCAUCUUAAAUAAGAACUCCAAAUACUUGUUACAGUUUCAAAAAAUAUUGAAACAAUUUUGGUUAGAUAUUGAUAACGAAAAAAAAGGUGGUUAA